This is a messenger RNA of Salvia hispanica, 1756 nucleotides long. RefSeq names its product Emb:.1 protein, putative (Protein of unknown function, DUF642). The record is from RefSeq and is a predicted model, not a curated record. Lineage: Eukaryota; Viridiplantae; Streptophyta; Magnoliopsida; Lamiales; Lamiaceae.
AGCUUUCUUGGCUCGACAAAGGUCCAAUGGAUAAAAAAUUUGGGUUUUUGGUGGUUCCGGUUUGAAUCAAUUUUGUAAGUCCCCUCUAAAUACAUAAAAUUUUAAAUGGACUUUUUACCCUUAUCAAAUGGAUGCCUACAAUAUAACAGCAGUUUGACCUUCCUAACCUUGUAACCGACAUUAGAUCUCAUCUAUGUCGGGGGUAAAAAUGAGAAUGCAAAGUAAACAUAUCAAAAAGGCGAUAGUAAAAUAAUUGCAAUAAUUGAAAGUAUAGGUGGGGAAAACAUGUUAAUAUUAUACUCCAUUUUGAUUGGUUUAAAUUUUAAAGAAAAGGCCCUUUCAUAGUUGUAUUAUCACAUUUACACGUACCUCUCAUGAAGUUGUUCCAAACAGCCUGUUCAUAGCAUUCUUCCCAACUUGUCAACUGUUGAUUAAGUCAAAAUAACUCAGGGAAAGAGCCUUCCAUCUUCUUAUAUUUAGAGAGACAACAUCAAGUCUAGAGAGAGAGAGAAUUCAGAUGAAGAUAAGGAAUAUUUUCAUCACAUGCUUAUGGUUUGCUUUAGCUUCAGCAGAUACUCUGCAGAAUUCGGAUUUCGAACUCCCACCAACUGACUGGAACGAAACAUCCUCUGCAUUCUUUCAACUGAACGGCAGUAGCAUCCCGGGGUGGACACACGACGGCGCAGUGCAGUAUGUCACGGCUGGAGGUGAGCUGUCGCUGCCGAGAAACGGGCAUGCUAUACUGCUGCAGGAAGAUGGCAAGAUCAACCAAACUUUUGUGGCUAAUGGGGAGGAAAUGCAGUACCUUUUAACGUUCACUUUGGGGAGGAGGGCUCAGAAGAACUGCACUGCCAACGCAAGCCUUGUGGUUUCCGCGCCGGAUAGCUCUGCUCAGUUUUCGUUGACGCUGAAGUAUGGGAAAGAAUCGUGGGAGGUUUACGGGUAUCAUUUGGGGAGCUGGGGAGGUGGAGAGUCUGUAAACUUGGUUAUAGAAAGUCAGGAUAUUGAUGCAGAACCCGAAUCCACGUGUUGGCCUGUUGUCGACGCGGUUAUGUUGAGCACUGUGGGAUCACUCAAGCAAGGGGAUGAUAAUCUGCUGCCAAAUGGUGGAUUUGAGCUAGGGCCAGCUUUCCCAGAUUUUCCCAAUGAUGGAGUUCUAUUGGAUUCAGAACCAAGUCUGAUUGAAUCUGCUCUGCAGCAAUGGACUGUAACAGGAACUGUUAAAUACAUAGACGCAAAAAACUUCUUUGUCCCAGAAGGAAAGGCUGCUGUUGAGAUCGUAUCAGGAGUCUCUGCAGGGGUGCAAACAGCUAAACAACUCGACCAAGGAUCAGAUUACAACUUGGAAUUCAUGCUGGGAGAUGCAAACGACUCUUGCUCAGGAGUUCUUGUAGUAGGGGUUGCAGCAGGAUCAUCAGCGCAGAAUUUCACAAUCCAGAGCAACGGGACUGGUUCAGCCAAGAAAUAUGCAAUGACAUUCAAGGGUGCUGGGCCAAGUCCAACCUCAAUAAGCUUCCAUAGCUACACAACUACACAGAGAGACGAUGGUGUAUUCUGUGGCCCUGUCGUUGAUGGUGUAGUUCUAAAAGUUUCUAGUGGGCACAAAACAUAUAUGCAAUUUUCCUUCCUAAUGACUGUGCUACUUGCAACAGUUCUGAAAUUAGGCAAGCUAAUAUAGCCAGAUAUUAGUUCCCAGAGUGUUUUCAUCGUUUUGUAUUGCUUACCAAUGUAUUGUACAUUUGGACGGAACUCGGAA